Molecule: messenger RNA, 564 nt
Organism: Salvia splendens (bonfire salvia)
Lineage: Eukaryota; Viridiplantae; Streptophyta; Magnoliopsida; Lamiales; Lamiaceae
Exons: 3
Biological process (GO): regulation of GTPase activity
Source: RefSeq, a predicted model, not a curated record
CAGCGCCGACGUUUGUCGGCUGUCGGCGCAGGAAAGCAAGGAUGGCUGGUGGAAAACCCCAAUCUCCUUGUUUCCCUUGACACCAAUUCGAUCGCGCUCGCCAACCGCUCAUCGAUCUUCAUCCUCAAUUGGUCUCAAUCGAUCAACGGCGGAUCCGAUACCGACCCAAAUCGGGCCUCAAAGAUCAUACCAGAGCUCUCCCCGAUCGAGGCCGAGUACAUCUCCGCCGUUGAGUGGCUCGUCUUCGACGACGACAUCCGAGUUCUCGCCGUCGGCACCUCUUGUGGUUAUCUUAUGAUUUUCUCGAUCCACGGUCGUCUCAUCCUCAGACAGAUCGUGAACCCGGCAAAGAUUCUUAAGAUAAGGGUCCGUGGGAUUAAGCAAGACCUGACACAAGAUACAUCGUCAGAGGAGGUUUGCGUUGUAAUGCCUGGUGUAGUUGCUCAGUCUGCUGCAGCAGGUGGUUUCAAGAAUCAGGCUCACAGGGUUGGAUCGGAUUUCAAUAUGUUUCAGGAUAAUUCUGGGAAUGAGUUAGGAAGAGCCUUCCUUACCAACUAUGGAAAU